AUGUCCGCAGCUGUUACUCAUCAACCUCAACAUUCAGCAUUCGGAAAAUACAAACGUUGGUUGCGUUUGUCCCUUUAUACAAUCUUACUUCUGGUAGGCCAAUGCACAGCCACACUUUUGGGAAGGUUCUACUUUGACAAAGGUGGUAAAAGCAAAUGGAUUGCAACAUUUGCUCAAUCUGCUGGGUUCCCUAUACUAAUUCCACUCCUAUUUUACUCUGCCAAAUCAACCAACCAUGAUUCCUCCAAGACCAAAACCGAACCAAGAAGCUCAGUUAUGAUUCCCUUGUACCUAGGUUUUGGUCUAAUGUCGGCAGUAAUGGACCUCUUGUAUUGCUAUGGACUUUCAUGUCUUCCUCUUUCCACUUUUGCCCUAGUCUGUGCCACCCAACUAGCCUUCAAUGCUGUAGCUACUUACUUAAUCAAUUCCCAAAAGUUCACUGCAUUGAUAUUGAACUCUGUCGUUGUUCUUACUAUGUCAGUUAUCCUAAUCGCACUCAACACUGAAUCGGAGGACACAGACCUUCCGAAAGGGAAGCUACUAAUCGGGAUCUUCUGUGUCCUUGCUGCAUCUGCCAUGUUUUCUUUACAACACUCUCUCUUGCAGCUCUAUUUUGUGAAGAUUGCAAAGACAGAACAAACCUAUCCUUCUCUGUUGAAGAUGAAUUUUUACCCCAUGCUCAUUGCUUCAGUCGCUGGCCUUGUGGGAUUGUUUGGAAGCGGAGAUUGGAGAAGUAUGGGAAGAGAGAUGAAGGAGUUUAAAUACGGUGGAGCGUCUUACGUAAUGACUCUGGUUUGGAUUGGUGUGACAUGGCAAAUAGCAUGCCUUGGUAUGUUAGGGUUGAUUUUCGAGGUAUCUUCAUUGUUCUCUGUUGUAAUAGGUAACCUGGAACUCACCGUAACUCCUAUACUUGCUGUGUUUGUGUUUCAUGACAAGAUUUAUGGUGUGAAGAUUAUAGCCUUCUUGUUAGCUGUAUGGGGCUUUUUGUCCUAUAUAUACCAACAUUAUCUCGAUGACCAAAAGGCCAAGCCAGAUAAAAUUGAUGAUGGUGGCCUUGGCCUUUCAAAGCUAGAAGAACAAAUUUCACAAUAG
Vigna radiata var. radiata (mung bean) is the source of this 1092-nucleotide messenger RNA. Its product is annotated as probable purine permease 10. Gene Ontology annotation, cellular component: membrane. NCBI's taxonomy places the organism in Eukaryota, Viridiplantae, Streptophyta, Magnoliopsida, Fabales, Fabaceae. The record is from RefSeq and is a predicted model, not a curated record. The coding region runs from base 1 to 1092 and encodes 363 amino acids. Gene Ontology annotation, molecular function: purine nucleoside transmembrane transporter activity. The transcript has a single exon.